CCUCAUCUCCUGGGAAGCUGUUACCAUGGCAAUGAACACAUCCAAAUAUGACAACAUCAAGAAAGUUCUUAUCCGAUCAGGAUCUCCUGCUGUGUAUCGGCUGAGACCAAGGAAAGAGAACAUCCUACCUCUGAGAGCAAAAACCGUGGACCUUCAACAUGCAACAACACAGAAAGAGGAGAUUGGAUCUCUGACAAGAAUGACUCUUGGUGAAAGAAAUCCAAACAAGAUAAACAAAACCAUCUUACUUGUUGGUGAAACAGGAACAGGAAAAUCUACUCUGAUCAACGCUCUGGUCAACUACGCCAUGGGAGUGAAGUGGGAGGAUGAUGUCUGGUUUCAGAUCGUAGAGGACGAGAAGAGAAGUCAAUCAGAAAGUCAGACAUCAGAUGUGAUCGUGUACCAGAUCUUUGGUUUUGAAGGUAAACCUUUGCCCUACUCUCUGACCAUCAUCGAUACCCCUGGAUACGGAGACACCAGAGGGAUCAAAAAAGAUGACAUUGUCAAUCAAAGAUUAUUAGACCUGUUCCACUCAGAAGAUGGAGUUCAUGAGAUUGAUGCAGUGGGUCUGGUGCUGAAAGCGAGUGAGAAUCGACUGAGUGACCGGCUGAGGUACAUCUUUGAUUCAGUGGUGUCUCUGUUUGGAAAAGACAUGGAGAAGAACAUCGUCGCCCUCAUCACACACUCAAAUGGUGUGACACCUGAAAAUGUUCUGAAUGCUCUCGAGGCUGCAAAGAUUAAAUGUGCCAAGGAUGAAGAGAAUGAGACUGUUCACUUCCUGUUUGAUAACUGCCAGAGCACUCAGAAAACAAAGAAAAAUAAGAUUGCUCUAAAAGGUGCAUGGGAAGUAACAAAGGACCAAAUUGGUCAAUUCGCUGAUUUCCUGACAGAAAAUUCUCCUCAAAAGCUGGAGACAACUGUUGAAGUGUUGAAUUCACGCAUCAGACUGACAGCCUGCAUCCAAGAUGCACAAAACAGAAUUAAGUUUAUUGAUGAAAAACAGAAAGAAAUCCAACAGACCCAGGAAGCUCUGAAGAAACAUGAAGAAGAGAUGAAGAACGAUGAGAACUUCACUAUAGAAGUUGAUGAGGUCUACACAGAUACAGAACCUAUCAAUGGUGGGACGUGGGGGUUAUGGUUCUAUGAAGGAGCUGUCUGCUGCAAAACAUGUGAGAGGAACUGUCACUAUCCUGACUGCACAGUGGCCUGGUAUCCAAGAGACUGCGUGGUCAUGAGUGGUGGCCGCUGCACUGUAUGUGGUUGUUCUGUAUCAGAUCAUGUCAAAGAAGAGUGGAAGUAUGUGAACAAGACAAGAAAAGUUAAAAAGACCCUGCAAGAUGUGAAGGAGAAGUAUGAAAGGAAAAAAGCAGGAAGUGAGAGCCUUCUGGAAACUCUUGAGAAGGAGAUAGCAGAACUUCAGAAAGAAAAAGAUCAGUUGUUGGAAGAGUCCUUUCAGCAUGUUGUCAAACUGGAGAAGAUCGCCCUGAAUGUUAAUUCAGUGUCUAUUUAUGACAACUUGGACUUCCUGAUUGAGAAGAUGAAGGAGAAAGGAGACACAGAGAGGAAGAGGAAACUGGAAGAGAUAAAAAGUCGAAUGGAUAAAGAUAAAGGAAUCAUGGCAGCGCUGCGCUACGGGUUUGGUCAACUAACAGCAGCUGGUAAAGAAAAGAAGUAGUGAUGAACUAGAAUCACUGUGAGGAGACAGCUGUGUAUUAAACAAGGUCUACACUGAUGAUCAAAUGUGUUUCAUUACAGUUUUAUUAAGUAUUAAGUGUGAUGUUUAUAACAAAAUUAAAAUGUAAUCACCUUUUAUAUGUUAAAUGUGUCAUUCCUGGAAACAGUGCUCUCUGUGGUGUAAUGACUGUUUCUGUUUGUUUUUGUAGUUUAAUGUUUAAUCACCAAAAGUUACUUCACUGAACAGAUUAGACAAUCGCUCUGGUUUUAAAUGCAGUGAGGCACUUCACACUUCAGCCAUGAAAUAUAAUCAAUAUAUGUGAUCAUAUAUUAUAUACCCUUG
Molecule: messenger RNA, 2017 nt
Organism: Perca flavescens (yellow perch)
Lineage: Eukaryota; Metazoa; Chordata; Actinopteri; Perciformes; Percidae
Exons: 2
Coding region: 26-1675 (549 amino acids)
Molecular function (GO): GTP binding
Source: RefSeq, a predicted model, not a curated record